CCCUUCAGACACAUUAGACAGAGGGAGGGUGGGGCGCCAGUAAAGAUUUCUUAAUGGGCUCUGCCGUCCUCUCGUCCAUCUGCCCUGAUGAUAAACACAGCUACUCCACAUUGGCCUGAUACGCAUCAAAGCUUUCAUCGCUGAUUUUCUCUUUAUUUACCAACAAACCAUUCAUUUGAUCACUUUUUCCGGAGCUUGGAGAUCUACAUAGUGAGGACUUAUCACUUGGACUUUAUCACCAGCAGUUUUUCUAACAGUAUGGGAGAUGGACAUUAUGGGAACACAUAAGUAAGAUUCACUGAGCCUUUCCCUGUCAUAAUAGGACCUCUGUGACUGUGGAGUCAUUUAUUUGGAUGUCUGGUCAGUGUCAGAGCGCAUGGGGAGCGCACUCUGCGGGGCUGCUUGUACGUGAGUGACACUUCCCUGCCGGUCCCAGACUUUACAGUAACCUCAGAAACAGUUACGGUCCCGGAGGAGGAUGCCUUCCUUGCACCACGGAGCAAUCUUCAUCGGAGCCUUCCUCAUUGUGACCGGGGGCUCCACAGCCUUCCUGACCUCGUCCCAGAGCCGCCUGCAGGCUUUCUCCCUGUGCUGCGUGGUGCUUGGGGUGGUCAUGCUCAUCCUGGGGCUGUUCUGGGCCAUGAACAGCAAAAGUGCCGCAAACUACAACCAGCGGGAGUUCGACCCAGAGUGUCCACAUUAUCCAUACAACGACUACCCCAACUUCGGCAGCCAUGCCCUCUUCACACCGCCAGGGAGCCGCUUCCCAGAGUCCCAGUCAGUGUUUCUGCCCAGGACAAUGGAGCGCCACAGGCAAGUUGCUCGUGGUGAGGAAUUCGACUACCCUCCAAUGGACCCUGGGGGGUUUAGUCCAUCGCCUCACCCUCCUCCGUGGCUGGAACCCCCGCCUCCCUAUGAGGUUGCCAUCAAGACCACGUGCAGCUCUACACACCUGCGGCGUGCAUACUCAGACACACACCUGGCAACAGAGCCCCUGUUCGGACAGUCAAGAGAGAUCAGCUUUGAGGUGUGACGGUGGACGAUGGGGACCUCAUCAGACCAAAAAAUGAAUAGGCACGAGACUGGGGCUUUCACUCAGACUCAUUUUAUCAAACACUUGAAGCAUGCUUCUUUCUGCUGUUGACCAGUGCUAGUCCUAGCAUGCAUUUCCCCUGAGUUUUCUGUUAGUGCAAAGAAGGUGUAAAUGCAUAUUUAAAUAUAUAGAGAAAUUAAAGGUGGAUUACACCAAAUUCAGCCUUAUCAGACCAACAUAAAGCACCAAGACACUUUUUGUCUUUAUAGAGAGUGUGGCUGCUACGAGCCACCGUUUUACUGUAUCUUGAGUGUUGUUUUGAAGCGAUGUGAUAAUAUUCUUUCAAUCACCCACAGGUACUCAGUUGGAUUGAGAUCAGGCUGGUAUUCUAGACGUUCAAGGAAUAGUUCGCCAUUUAGGGAGAUUCACUUAUUUGCUUUCUUGCUGACAGUUUGUUGAGAAUAUUGAUACCACUCUCAUGUCUGUUUAUUGAAUAUGAAACUACAUCCAGGAGAGGGUUAGCUUAGCUUAGCUUAGCAUGAAGACUGGGAACUGCUAGUUCGGCUAUAUCUAAAACUAACAAAGUAUACCUACUCUUUUCUCUAAAGCUCAUUAAUUCAAGUUACACCAUGUUUGUUUAAUCUGUUCAGAAAAUGUUUUUUUUGCGAGGACUAUUUUUAGGCAAUUCAUUAUGACUUCCACUCUUGAUGCUAAGCUAACACAGAUUAAUGCUUAUUUUAUAAUCUGUUGAAAAAUGUAACUGCAGUCCUUGUUUCAAAUAACCUUUACUUAUUGAUUCUAACUAUUAUAUUAAGCUGGUGCGCCUAACAUUGGUAACGGCAGUCUGUCACCUGGAGCCUGAAACAGGCAGCGGUUAAGAGCACGUUAACCUGCCACAUACAGGUUAGUUUAAGGGCAUCAGUUGCCAUGGUAACAGAAGCACACAGGAAAUCCAGGAUUUCCUUUAAUGUCAGCUCAACAAAUCUAGAUAAUGGGAUAAUCCACCUUUCUGGGGUUACCCCGGUGAGAGCAGAGGACCAUUUUCCUUGUUUUCUCGUCCUUCAAACAAUGCAACGCUCCUUUGCUCUCUGUGUCAGAAUCUUGAACAAAUGUUUUUUUCAUCAGGAUUAACAUGCUUCGUCACAGGAUGGAUAUUAUAAUUCACUUUAGGAAACUAGCGCUCAGGCCUGUAGACAUCUUUCAGUUUGUGUGCCACACAUGUACUCAUCAGCUUGUUGAAAGCAGGGGGGGAACGAUGACUCAUCUGACCAUAUGAGUUUUUCCACUGCUCUCUAGAUCGCUGCAGCUCACUGGCAACACUGCCUGAGCUUUAAGUAUCACAACCUGACCUACUGUAACUAAGCCCUUUAUUUUAAAGGAUCAUAUCAGUGUUUUUGCAUAUUUUAAAAUUCAUGUUACAGUACAUUCUUUUUUGUAAUUUUUUUUAUGUUUUUUCUUACUUCCAAACAUUCAUUAAUAUCAAUAUAUUUCAAUGCAGUGUGCAAAUCAACUUGCAGAGACUUUAAACAUGUUUUGGGGAAGUUCAUUAAUCUAAGUAAAAUCUAUACUUGUUUCUAAAACUUCUUUAGACAUUCAGGUGCUGGUGGGAAUAUACAACAAAUGAAAAAAGUCAAACAUGAAAGUUGAGAGAAAAGUGCAUUUUGGCAGCCAUCUCUCAGUUGUGGAAAUCUUGCAUAUUGGAGCUCCCACCAGGACAUGACUGCACCAGGAGGAUUUUAGUUCAUUUUUUUUUUUCUUUUUCAGUGGAAACAAAAAAAGGAACACUCCUUCGAGAAAAACGUGCACCAAAUGAAAGAAAUCAAAUGUAUAACAAAUCUUUGUUAAUCACAAAUAAUUAAAGAAAUCAAGAUGAUGUGAUAAUCACUUUUAACCACACAAUAAUGAAAUUAAUCAAAUUUGAAAUGCACAAAAAUCCAAGUAUGUAAUUUAUUGUAAAUAAACAAUUGUAAAACUA
Dicentrarchus labrax (European seabass) is the source of this 3008-nucleotide messenger RNA. RefSeq lists its product as uncharacterized. The record is from RefSeq and is a predicted model, not a curated record. The transcript has 2 exons. NCBI's taxonomy places the organism in Eukaryota, Metazoa, Chordata, Actinopteri, Moronidae. Bases 479 to 1033 code for a protein of 184 amino acids.